Messenger RNA from Fomitiporia mediterranea MF3/22, 438 nucleotides. Its product is annotated as DDE-domain-containing protein. NCBI's taxonomy places the organism in Eukaryota, Fungi, Basidiomycota, Agaricomycetes, Hymenochaetales, Hymenochaetaceae. Gene Ontology annotation, cellular component: nucleus. The record is from RefSeq and is a predicted model, not a curated record. Gene Ontology annotation, molecular function: DNA binding. The coding region runs from base 1 to 438 and encodes 145 amino acids. The transcript is spliced from 2 exons.
AUGGCAUCUUAUUCUUCACCGUGUCGAUCGUAUCGGACGACUCGACUUCACAGGUGGGGACUUAAGAGUAUCCGCCGUCAUGGAGAGGCAGCUUCUGUAAAUCAAGAUGAUGUUGCCGAGGAAAGAGCCCGGAUCUCCAUUAUACUUCAACAAUACACGGCUGAGAAUACCUACAACUUUGACGAGACAGGCCUCUUUGCUUAUGCUCCUCCAGACCGCGGGCUUGCAUCCAAGCAAAUGAGUGGCAAGAAGACCAGUCGAUUUAGAAUAACUAUGGGUGUUUGCUGUAAUGCCAAUGGUUCAAGAAAGCACAAACUGAUGUUUAUAGGCAAGUAUUUCAAGCCUCGGUGCUUUCUUAAUGUACCUGCAAAAGAACGUGGCUUGGAUUAUCAUGCAAAUUCGUCAGCUUGGAUGACUUCGGGCUUAUUCCAACAGUAA